ACCCCCAGCCCCCAGAAUGUUCUUCCUGCUGACAGCAUUCCAGAUCGUGGCUCUAGCCAUGGCACAGAGCCAAAGGGAUGAGAACAAGAUAAUUGGUGGUUACACAUGCGUCCAGAACUCCCAGCCAUGGCAGGCAGCCCUACUGGCAGGUCCCUUUCGUCGUUUCCUCUGUGGAGGGGCCCUGCUGUCAGGCAAGUGGGCCAUCACUGCUGCUCACUGUGCACGCCCGAUACUUCAUGUAGCCCUGGGCAAGCAUAACCUGAAGAACUGGGAGGCCACCCAGCAGGUGCUACGUGUGGUUCGUCAGGUGCCACACCCCCAGUACAACUCCCGGACUCACAAUAACGACCUGAUGCUGCUGCAGCUGGAGCGGCCCGUUCGGCUGGGGAGGGCAGUGAGGCCCAUCACCAUAGCCAGCUCCUGUGCAAGCCCAGGAACCCCCUGCCAUGUGUCGGGCUGGGGCACCACAUCUAGCCCCAUUGUCAGUUACCCCAACUCCCUGCAGUGUGUGAACAUCAACAUCUCCUCGGAUCAGGAGUGUCGGCGGGCUUAUUCCCAAGCCAUCACUGCUGGCAUGGUCUGUGCAGGUGUCCCCCAAGGUGGGAAGGACUCCUGUCAGGGUGACUCGGGGGGACCACUGGUGUGCAAAGGACAGCUCCAGGGCCUUGUGUCCUGGGGGAUGGAACGUUGCGCCCUUCCCGGCUAUCCUGGAGUCUAUACCAACCUGUGCAAGUACCAAACUUGGAUCCGGAAAACCAUACGGGGCAAAUGAUUGCUGGUGUAACUGAACACCAGCCCAUCUGCUUCCCCAGAUAUUGCUCUCUCCACACCAAACCCCGGGGUCCCAGCCCCCAGCCCCUCCUCCCUCA
Molecule: messenger RNA, 869 nt
Organism: Enhydra lutris kenyoni (northern sea otter)
Lineage: Eukaryota; Metazoa; Chordata; Mammalia; Carnivora; Mustelidae
Product: kallikrein related peptidase 14
Exons: 5
Coding region: 17-772 (251 amino acids)
Biological process (GO): epidermis morphogenesis; seminal clot liquefaction; proteolysis
Molecular function (GO): serine-type endopeptidase activity
Source: RefSeq, a predicted model, not a curated record